Messenger RNA from Penaeus monodon (black tiger shrimp), 618 nucleotides. Its product is annotated as basic salivary proline-rich protein 2-like. The annotation marks the transcript as partial. The transcript has 4 exons. The record is from RefSeq and is a predicted model, not a curated record. Lineage: Eukaryota; Metazoa; Arthropoda; Malacostraca; Decapoda; Penaeidae.
AUGAAGCUCUCAGAACGUACUGGGGGUUUAGGUCUUCCCCGUGGAGUCCCGUUCCACCCUGGGGGAGCCAGAGGCAGCUUGUGCGUGGCAGCCCCGUGCAUGGGAGACGGGAUCCCGGAGGUUGAGCGAUGCCGGAAUGAGACCCCCUCGGCUAGCAACCGCCCUUUUGGGCCUCUAUUCCCGGGAAGACAGGCGGGCCCGAUUGUGGCCGGUAGGUCAAAACGGCGGUCUCCCCGGGAGGGGCAAACUCAGCUGCCGGGUACUCACACUGUCCCUGAGUCCGGUGCAAAAGGCCCAGACCACGGGAGCCACCCUGAAGCCAUUUUGCCUCCGGGGGGCAAAAGAAAACCCCCGGGACAGGAGACACUGUCACCCUGCUCCAAGAGGCCAGACCCCGGGGAGGAAGGUUCUGAGUACCCCUCAGACGCCCCCCCGACCGAAACGGCAGCCCAGCGGAAAAAACCCAAACGCGGGCCCCCUGAGCAAGCCCCAAAGCCCAAAGGGGGGUCCGAAACGCCGAGGCCGGGACCGACUCGAGGGGGAGUCGGACCCCCCAAGGGGUUUCCCCAGUUCAAGGUACCCGCAAACCCGAAGGGGUUCGACCCUGCCUACCAAAAG